GAGUGAAAAUGGUUCUUGAGUUGAAUGAUCUGAUUGUUGGACUUAUUUUGACAACGAUCAUUCCUAUCCUCUACUGUGUAUACCAUGUCAGUCGCUCAAAAUCAAAAUCCCUGCCACCAGCUUAUAAAGGCUGGUUUCCGUGGUUGGGAUGUGCAUUUGAAUUCGGGAAAAAUCCUCUUGAUUUUAUAGCCCAAAAGAAGGAGCUUGGAAGAAUCUUCACUCUGUAUGUAGCAGGGGAGCGUCUGACUUUUAUUACUGAUGCAGAAGAUUUUCAAUAUUUCUUUCAAUCACCAUUUGUUGACUUUCAGAAGGCUGUUCAAGAUCCUGUGUUAAAUGUUGCAUCUGUAAGUAAAACAUCAUUUUUCAAGUACCACACAAAGAUUCAUGACAUGGUUAAAGGAAGACUUGCUUCAUCCAGAUUAAUUUACUUUUCUGACAAACUCUGUGAUGAAUUUAGGGACCAGUUAACACAGCUUGGAAAGCAAGGUAAAGGAGACCUGCAUCACCUGGUGAGGAGGUCUAUGUAUGCUGCAGUUAUUAAUAACUUGUUUGGUAAAAAUGUUUUACCAGUUAAUUGUGAGAAAGAAUUUGAGAAAAUAGAAGAAAUGUUUGUUAUGUUUGAUGAGCAGUUUGAAUAUGGUGCCAGACUUCCAUCUGUUUUUCUGAAAGAUUGGUCAUCAGCCAAGAAGUAUUUGAUAGAACUGUUCAGUAAAGUUGUUCAGAAGACAACAAAUAAGAAGUCAGAUGAUGAUGAGACAUUGCUACAAUCCCUGUUAAGCUUAGUACAGGACCAAUAUAAAGCAAACUAUAGUUUAUUGUUAUUAUGGGCAUCUCUGGCCAAUGCUAUACCAAUAACAUUUUGGACACUAGCAUUUAUUUUGCAUGAUGAAAAAGUACUACAAAAAUUGAGAACAGAAUUGACUAGUGUAUUUGGACAAAAUGGUCAGUGUCCAACUGUAACAGAAGACGGUCUGAAAAAAUUACAAUAUCUAAAAUGGUGUGUUUUAGAGUCCAUUAGACUUAGACCUACUGGUAUCAUCACAAGACGGGUUAUAAAAUCCUUUUCCAUAAGGGAUAUGAAGAUCCCAGAAGGAGACAUGUUAAUGUUAUCACCAUAUUGGGCACAUAGAAAUGAAAAAUAUUUCCCAGAUCCCUUGAUGUAUAAACCAGAAAGAUGGAAGGAAGCAGAUAUAGAUAAGAAUGUAUUUUUAGAUGGAUUUGUAGCAUUUGGUGGAGGCAGAUAUCAAUGUCCAGGGAGGUGGUAUGCUAUUUUAGAAAUCCAGAUGUAUGUUGCUAUGUUUAUACAGAUGUUUGAUUGUAAACUCCUCAUUAAUUCCGUUCCAGAACCUAGCAAGAAACAUUUAGUAGGAACACAACAACCAGCAGAACCCUGUCCUGUGGAAUAUAGAUUAAGAAAAUAGGAGCUAUAUUAGAUUAAAAUGAAUUACUCAGGGAAAAAUUAUCAAUUGACACUUAUUUAACUAUAUGGAGUUAUUUGUAAUUAUUAGUAGUGAAAUUAUUAUAGUGAAAUAGGUAUUUUUUAUUAUAAUUUUUAUGAAUAAUGCAAUGGAUGAGAACAAUGAAAAUACUCAAUUUUUUUUAGGGAUUCAUCUAUAGUUUCAUCUUUAUUCAAAGUGAUAGAGGUAUUAUAAUAUUCCACACAUCCAAGUUGCAGAGGGUAUAAUGUUUUUGUACUGUCCUUUAGUCUGUCAGUCAUUCAUUCCAUCAUCAAUUUGUUAUUGCUAGUGAAUUAUUUUUGUUGAAAUUAUUCUAAUUUAAAUGAAGGGUUCAUUCUGAUAUCAAAACCACAAAUAUGUGUGAUAAUCAGAAUAAUUUAAAAUUUGUAACUAUUUUUUUCAUGAAGGGAACUUGUAAAACUAAUGUAUCCCAUAUUAAUUCUUGUCUUUGGGAUAUG
Messenger RNA from Mytilus californianus (California mussel), 1915 nucleotides. Its product is annotated as 24-hydroxycholesterol 7-alpha-hydroxylase-like. The record is from RefSeq and is a predicted model, not a curated record. Gene Ontology annotation, molecular function: heme binding; oxidoreductase activity, acting on paired donors, with incorporation or reduction of molecular oxygen; iron ion binding. The transcript is spliced from 13 exons. Bases 9 to 1421 code for a protein of 470 amino acids. Lineage: Eukaryota; Metazoa; Mollusca; Bivalvia; Mytilida; Mytilidae. Gene Ontology annotation, biological process: bile acid biosynthetic process; cholesterol homeostasis.